AAAGACCUCAUCACUUCUCAUUAUCCAAGUAUACCUUCUUCUUCCACUCCUCCAAACUUGGAUCACUAUAUACUCAUUCUAAUCAUACUGCAGUUGGUUGCCGUACAUAGAUCCAGUAUGCUGCCAAGAAGUCGAACUCUUCCUUCAAGGAUCCAGAUCGGCAACAUUGAUGAAAGGCAUGAUCUUAAGCACUAUCUUCAAGUGGAGGUCCAGCCUAAACUUAAAAUUUCAACCCAACAAACGGAUGAUCAACACCCCAUCAACAUGGAGGCCAAUUAUUCCAAGUGUUUCGACGACGACGGUCGCUUAAAGAGAACCGGUACCUUCUGGACCGCCUCAUCGCAUAUAAUCACAGCUGUGAUCGGCUCGGGUGUUCUCUCCUUGGCAUGGGCCAUAGGCCAGCUUGGUUGGAUUGCUGGACCCACAGUUAUGAUCCUUUUUGCAUUUGUCAUUCUCUAUACUUCCAAUCUUUUGUCACAGUGCUACAGGUCUGGUGAUCCUGUAACCGGACCACGAAAUUACACUUACAUGGAUGCAGUUAGAGCUAAUAUGGGGGGACGGAGAGUUGCUAUAUGUGGGAUGGUUCAAUACAUAAAUCUCUUCGGUGUAGCCAUUGGUUACACCAUUGCAGCGUCAGUUAGUAUGAUGGCAAUAAAGAGAUCAAAUUGUUACCAUAGUAGUCAUGGGAAAGAUCCAUGUCACAUGUCAAGCAACGGAUAUAUGAUAGCGUUUGGAGUUAUUGAAAUUCUCUUUUCUCAGAUUCCGGACUUCGAUCAAAUGUGGUGGCUCUCCAUAGUUGCUGCUGUAAUGUCCUUCACUUACUCUUUUGUUGGUCUAGGACUUGGAAUCGGAAAAGUUGCAGGUAAUAGGAGCUUCAAGGGAAGCCUAACUGGGAUCAGCAUAGGGACAGUAACACCUAGCGGAUCAACAGUUACGGAAACUCAGAAACUAUGGAGGGGCAUGCAAGCUUUAGGAGCUAUUGCAUUUGCCUACUCUUAUUCCAUCAUCCUAAUUGAAAUACAGGAUACUCUGAAAUCCCCACCGGCAGAGUACAAGACCAUGAAAAAGGCAACUGUAUUAAGUAUCGCAGUCACUACACUUUUCUACCUGCUAUGUGGAUGCAUGGGUUAUGCAGCUUUUGGAGAUUUGGCCCCGGGCAAUCUUCUUACUGGAUUUGGAUUCUACAACCCGUAUUGGCUACUUGACAUUGCUAAUGUUGCUAUAGUUGUUCAUCUUGUAGGUGCAUACCAGGUAUAUUGCCAACCCCUGUUCGCAUUUGUGGAAAAAUGGAGUGCAAAAAAGUGGUCAAGGAGUCAUUUUGUAACAGGAGAGUAUGACAUACGGAUCCCAUUCUUGGGUGUUUACCAGAUAAAUUUGUUUCGAAUGGUAUGGAGGACAUGCUUCGUGGUGCUAACAACGAUCAUAGCCAUGCUGCUGCCUUUCUUCAACGACGUUGUGGGGAUUCUAGGUGCCAUGGGGUUUUGGCCACUGACAGUGUACUUCCCCGUUGAGAUGUACAUUUCUCAGAAGAACAUAGGGAAAUGGACUCAUCGUUGGCUCGGACUUCAGUUGCUAAGCUUUGCUUGCCUUAUUGUCUCUAUAGCCGCAGCCGUCGGCUCUUUUGCUGGUGUUGUUCUUGACUUACAGAGUUAUAAGCCCUUCAAGACUACUUACUGAUCAUGGCGCAUAACUGUGUGCUCUCUCGCUCUCUUCCAGAUGACAAGAUUAAUACCUUGUUCAUGUUGUUGAUAAAUUUCAGAUACUACUCACAGCCACUAAAAAACCUAGUGCUGUAGCUGUAUUAUGUACUAUGUGUUUUGUAAUAUUUACUCGCUUGAUGAACGAAUUCACAGUUAUUGUUUCGGAAA
Molecule: messenger RNA, 1868 nt
Organism: Daucus carota subsp. sativus
Lineage: Eukaryota; Viridiplantae; Streptophyta; Magnoliopsida; Apiales; Apiaceae
Product: amino acid permease 4
Exons: 8
Coding region: 118-1677 (519 amino acids)
Biological process (GO): amino acid transmembrane transport
Cellular component (GO): membrane
Molecular function (GO): amino acid transmembrane transporter activity
Source: RefSeq, a predicted model, not a curated record